This is a messenger RNA of Elaeis guineensis (African oil palm), 1344 nucleotides long. Its product is annotated as two-component response regulator ORR9. Gene Ontology annotation, biological process: cytokinin-activated signaling pathway; phosphorelay signal transduction system. The record is from RefSeq and is a predicted model, not a curated record. Lineage: Eukaryota; Viridiplantae; Streptophyta; Magnoliopsida; Arecales; Arecaceae.
AAUAAAACAACGCAUGGCUACAACGGGAGAGAGGAGAGAAUAGAAUAGGGGAGCAGGAGGGUGCGUGUGGAUUGCUUGCUCUCCAAUUCAAAAAUGGGGUGAAUUCUUGGGAAGAUUUGGGCGAAAAUCUGGUCGGAUCUUGCUUUCCAUGCGGUGAGAUUUUUGGUGGGUUGGCUUUUAUAUCUCCUCUCUUAUAUCCUUCCUCCCCCCACAGAGAAUCCAAUCAUCAGAAAGUAAAAGAGAACCAAACGAACACCAACCCAACCCAUCCCAACCUCCACCACCUCUUCUUCUACUCUUUCUCCAUCUCUCCCACCCUUCUCUUAUCAUCAUUUCUUGAUUACUGCUGUGGUGGUGGAAAGAAAUACAACACCCACAAAAAGUAGAAGAAGAAGGUAUGACAGUGGAGGCAGAAGCACAGUUCCAUGUUCUGGCUGUGGAUGACAGCCUCAUUGACAGGAAGCUCAUUGAGAGGCUCCUCAAGACCUCCUCCUACCAAGUUACCACAGUGGAGUCUGGGAGCAAGGCUUUGGAAUUGUUGGGAUUCAGGGAGGACCAGUCCAGCACACCUUCUGUGUCGCCAAAUCAGCAUGAGAUUGAGGUGAAUUUGGUUAUCACUGAUUACUGUAUGCCAGGAAUGACAGGGUAUGAUCUGCUGAAGAAGAUUAAGGGGUCUUCUUCUCUUAAAGAUAUCCCAGUUGUAAUCAUGUCAUCUGAGAAUGUGCCUUCCAGGAUCAGCAGGUGCUUGGAAGGAGGAGCUGAGGAGUUCUUUCUCAAACCAGUACAACUCUCAGACUUGAAAAGGCUCAGGCCCCAUAUACUUAAAGGAAAAUCCAAUGGCAAAGAGCAAAAACCGGAGCAGCAACAACAGGAAAACAAUAACAAUAAUGACAGCAGCAGCAUCAGCAGCGGCAGCAGCAACAACCAAAGCAACAAAAGGAAGGCCAUGGAUGCCAUGGAUGAGGGGCUUUCACCUGAGAGGACAAGGCCAAGAUUCUCCAGUGACAGCCUGACAGUUGUGUGAUGUGAAGAAAUCUAAUUGUUGCUUCACCUAGAAUGAUAGACUCUCCAAAUUUCUCAAUUUUUUAUUUCUUUCAUCAUGUAGCCCUUUUGUCUUCUUAUUUUUUUGGAUUGGGAAGUCUUUAUACAUAACACCUAUUCUGUUCCAAUUUUGCAGUGGUUAGAAGUAUACCCAAAUGUAAAUAAUGGAGAAGGCAAGUUGGAUGGUUGUGCAUGGUUAGGCUGGAAAUUUUGAGGUGUUAGGUGCUUCAGUUCUAGAUUUCAAUACUGGUGUUUUGUAUAGCUAGUUUGAUCAAAGCUGAUUACUUCUGGACUGCUGAUUAG